Sipha flava (yellow sugarcane aphid) is the source of this 3372-nucleotide messenger RNA. RefSeq names its product hypoxia up-regulated protein 1 (gene Grp170). Gene Ontology annotation, molecular function: ATP binding; ATP-dependent protein folding chaperone. Lineage: Eukaryota; Metazoa; Arthropoda; Insecta; Hemiptera; Aphididae. Gene Ontology annotation, biological process: negative regulation of hypoxia-induced intrinsic apoptotic signaling pathway; endoplasmic reticulum unfolded protein response; cellular response to hypoxia. Gene Ontology annotation, cellular component: endoplasmic reticulum chaperone complex. The record is from RefSeq and is a predicted model, not a curated record. The coding region runs from base 327 to 3182 and encodes 951 amino acids. The transcript has 16 exons.
UCUUGUAGGUACUAUGUUUCUAUCUACUAUGUAUAUACGUAACGUAUUUAAUAGUUAUUCCUUAGUUAAAUUUUAUCCAUAAUUCAGGGGAUAAAUAAUUUAAUAAAUACCCACUAGUUAUUGAAUUUGUUCCUUGUGUAACUUUUUUUUUACUUUACAUUAAAAUAUUGCCAAAAACUCGCUAUUGAUAAUAGUAUCAAAUAUGAUUCUAUCUAAAGUACCCGGUGGAUUUUUCUUAUUUUCGUUGUAAGCUUAAGCAACUUUGAAGUACUGGGGGAAAUUAAUAAAUUAUUUUUAUAGUUUGGAAAGCUUUUAUAUUCUUCAAAAUGGAUAUUCCACUUUGGAAAUCUAUCAUACCACUUACAACAUUUUUAGUUUUUUGUUUACAAAUAACUAAUAUACAUAGUUUAGCUGUAAUGAGUGUUGAUAUUGGUUCAGAAUGGAUGAAAGUAGCAAUAGUUUCACCUGGUGUUCCAAUGGAAAUUGCUCUUAAUAAAGAAUCAAAAAGAAAAACACCAACUGCUAUAGCAUUCCGUAAUGGUGAACGAACUUUUGGGGAAGAUGCAUUAACUGUUGGUGUUCGUUUUCCAUCAAAUUGUUACAUUUACUUUCUAGAUUUGCUUGGCAAAAAAAUUGACAACCCUAUUGUAGAUCUAUAUAGAAAACGUUUUCCUUAUUACAACAUUAUUCCUGAUCCAAAACGGAAUACGGUGCUUUUUAAGCAUAGUGAAUCGGAACAAUUUUCACCUGAAGAAUUAGUAGCGAUGAUGUUGGAAAAAGCAAGAGAAUUUGCUGAGGAUAGUGCUGGACAAGCUAUAAACGAAGUAGUAAUUUCUGUUCCUGGUUAUUUUGGUCAAGCUGAGCGAUCUGCAAUUCUUAAAGCUGCAGAAAUAGCUGGAAUCAAAGUAUUACAACUAAUCAACAGUUAUACUGCAGCUGCAUUAAAUUAUGGUAUAUUUCGUACAAAAAGUUUUAAUGAAACUUCUCCUAUGUACAUGAUGUUUUAUGACAUGGGAGCAUAUGGUACUCAAGCAUCAGUUGUCUCAUAUCAGCUAGUAAAAUCUAAGGAUAGAAUAGCUCCAGAACUUCAACCGCAACUGGCUGUAUUAGGAGUAGGCUAUGAACGCAAUUUGGGUGGUCUGGAAAUACAGUUGCGUCUCAGAGAUUACUUAGCAGCUAAGUUUAAUGAACUAAAAUUGACAUCAAAUGAUGUUACUAAAAAUUCUCGAUCAAUGGCAAAAUUAUUCAAAGAAGCAGGCCGGUUAAAGAAUGUAUUAAGUGCCAACACUGAUCAUUUUGCUCAAGUAGAAGGUUUGAUUGAUGAAAAAGAUAUGCGCAUACGAGUUACCCGGGAAGAAUUAGAAGAAUUAUGUAAAGAUUUAUUUGAUAAAGUAGUACUUCCAGCUCAAAGAGCUUUAGAAGCUUCUGGACUUACCAUUGAACUCAUUGAUCAAGUAAUGUUAGCUGGUGCUGGUACUAGAGUUCCUCGAGUUCAAGACCGCUUGGUUAAAGAUUUAAAAAGUAGUCAACCACUAGGUCGAUCAUUGAAUACGGAUGAAGCUGCAGCUUUAGGCGCUGCAUAUAAAGCUGCAGAUCUGAGUAAUGGAUUUAAAGUAAAACCAUUUAUUACUAAAGAUGCCACAUUAUUCCCUAUACAGGUUACAUUUGAUAAAGAAAUUGUAGAUGAAAAUAAACCAACAAAACAAGUGAAGCGUAUUCUAUUUGGUCACAUGAAUCCAUAUCCACAACGCAAAAUAAUAACAUUUAAUAAGCAUCAACAAGAUUUUGAUUUUACUGUUGGUUAUGCUGAACUUAAUCAUUUAGAUGAAAAUGAAAUGAAAUGCUUAGGAUCAUUAUCAUUAAGCAAUAUAAAAUUAAAUGGUGUGAAAGAUGCUUAUUCCAAACAUAAAGGCCAAGAUGGUAUAGAUACCAAAGGAAUAAAAGCACACUUUGCAAUGGAUGAUAGUGGUUUAUUAAUUUUACAAAACGUAGAACUAUUAAUUGAAAAAACUGUUACCGGUGAUCCAGAAGAAGAAUCCACUUUAUCAAAAAUUGGAAAUACUAUUAGCAAUUUGUUUAAAGGUCCUGAAGAAGUAUUAAAAGAAGAAAAACCAGUACAUGAAACUCCAGAAGAAGAUCCUAUUCCUCAAUAUACUAACAGUACAUUAAACAGUACUGAUACACUUGAUAAAGUUAAUAGUACUGAACAAGUGAAAUUAAAUGAUACAGCAUCUGUAGCUGAGAAGAAAAGUUUAAAAGUCAUUACUGUUAAAGAAACUAUUAAUGUUAACCACGAUUAUUUAUUUGUGUUACCUGUUCAAGGUGAUGACUUUCAGGCUUCAAUUAAGAAAAUAAAAGAACUUAAAGAAAUUGAUUUAGCAAAGUCUCGAAAAGAAACAGCAUUAAAUAAUUUAGAAACUGCCAUUCUUGAAACUCGUGAAAAAUUAGACCAAUCAGAUUAUGCUGAUUCUGCUACUGAUGUAGAAACUCAAUCAAUUUUAGAUAAAUGUACAGAGAUAUCAAAUUGGUUGGAAGAUGAUGGUUUUGAUUCUGAAGCUGAAGUAUUAGACUCAAAAUUUAAUGAUUUAAAGAAAAUAGUAAUGCCAGUCUGGGAAAGAACUUUUGAGCACUUAGAAAGGCCCUCAAGGCUAGAAGCAUUGAACAAUGCAUUAAACAAUAGCAAUUCCUUUUUAGAAAAAAUGAAAAAUACUACAUUAGAAGAUACUCCAUUCACACAAGUAGAAAUAGAUACACUUGAUAAACUGAUAUCAGAAAUUACUACCUGGAGAGAUAACCAAGUACAAGAACAAGAAAAGCUCCCGAAGAAUAUUGACCCCGUGUUAACUGUACAAACUAUUUCAAUAAAGCAUUCAUCAAUAGAACGCGAAAUGAGAUAUUUAAUGACAAAAUUUACUUCUUGGAGACCAAAAAAGAAAGAAGAACCUAAAACUAAAGCACCAACAUCACCUACAGAUAAUGAAAAUGCUAAUGUGCCAGAAGAACAAGACAAUGAAACCAUUGUUAAAACAGAAUCACAAGAUAACUUAGAAAAGUUUACUUUGGAUGAACCUAGUAAAACUGUAGAAGAUAAUACUGAUUCGGAAAAUAUAAAAAAUGAAAAAUCCCAACCUAUUGAACCUACUAAAACCGAUGAGAAAGAAAAAUCACAUUCAGAAUUAUAAUUAAAUAAAAAUGUGUAUAAAUUGUUUAUGUGAUCACAUGCUGUUGUGCAUUCCAGGAAACUUGUCAUCAAAGACUUAAUGUUUAUUAUGUAAAUUUUUUUGAAAUUAUUCUGGAUGAUUGUAUUUUGUUGUAUUUUGUUUUUCAACCACAUUGUUCAAAGUAAAUUAGAGGACACGUAAAUAAUGAUUA